Fusarium sp. VM40 is the source of this 1215-nucleotide messenger RNA. NCBI's taxonomy places the organism in Eukaryota, Fungi, Ascomycota, Sordariomycetes, Hypocreales, Nectriaceae. The record is from the annotation of a GenBank genome assembly.
AUGAGUCGUUGGUUUAAUUUUGGUGCAUCCAAAGACCAGGAUCAAGGUCCUAAGACCACCAAGGCCUUGCCAGCUUCUUGGUAUCGGUCUUCGGCUAUGUAUGAUCUUGAACGACGGGCCAUCUUUUCCAAGAAGUGGAUUGUUGUCUCUCACAAAGCCAGAUUCAUCCAAGCAGGCGACUUCUUACGCGUAACAGAGGCUGGAUUCACCUUUUUCUUGAUCAAAGAUCGACAGGGAGAGAUUCGGGCCCACCAUAAUGUUUGCCGACACAGGGCGUACCCGCUGAUCGAACAAGACUCUGGCAAAUUAUCGAUCUUAUCAUGCAAAUAUCACGGCUGGUCAUAUGGAUUCGAUGGCAAACUUGCCAAAGCUCCAAAGUACCAAGAGAUAGCAUCCUUUGAUAAGUCCGCCAAUAGUCUGUUCAAGGUCCAUGUCCAUGUGGACAAACUUGGCUUUGUAUGGAUCAACAUGGACUCCAACCCUACCCCAACCGUGGCUUGGGACGACGAUUUUGCCUCAGUCGACACUCAACCACGACUGCAGGGAUUCGACAUGGAAGCGUAUGAUUUUGAUCACCAGUGGGAAAUGAUUGGCGACUACAACUGGAAGACGCUUGCCGAUAAUUAUAACGAGUGUUACCACUGCCCGACCGGACACCCAGCACUGAACGCCCUCACCGACCUGUCCAAGUACUGGGUUGAAACAGAUGGCGGUCAUAUCCAGCAUUUUAAUGUCGAUAAAUCUGACGCGACAGGUAUGGGUAUCUACAGCACCUUUUACUAUCCCAACGCGUCCAUUACCAUCUCUCCCGAUUUCUUCUACAUCAUGCGAUGCAUUCCUAUCUCGGCCAGUCAAACUAAGAUGGAGUACGAAGUCUAUCGACAUAAGAAUGCUUCCGAUCAUGAUUUCAAUAACAUCAGUGACUGCUUCAAGCAAAUUCUCAAGGAAGACAAAGACUUGUGCAAUGCCGCACAAAAGAAUCUCAACGCGGGUAUCUUUGUUAAUGGCGAACUUCACCCUCGGGUAGAAAAGGGCCCCUUGUUCUUUCAAGAAAUGACACGUAAAUUGGUCACGGAACAUUACAAACAAGAAGAGGUCGAGGGACACCAAAUUUGGCCGGCUAUUCCCAAGAGUAUGCCCUCUGGUGAAAGUCAGGAAGACGAAGACUUCUGCAAUAAGCUGGAAUGUGCUGGAUCUGAAGGUCUCGAGUGGUGA